GCCCAACAACAAGCUCCAACUUCCUUGAUGUGAAGACGGUGGAUUGUGAAGAUAUAAAAACUCUGUACUUUAUCCCACUCGAUAAAUCUCUGUUCAAUUGCAUUAUUCCAUUUUUCAAUUUUUUCCUCAAUUUCUCUUAAACCCUCAACGAUGGCUGCGGAAACAUUUCCAUACCAAAACGGCGUUGUUGCGAAAAAGUCGAAGGAGAACGAUCGGCGUCGCCGUCGCGGGAAGGCGAAGAAAAACAACAAAGCUUCUGAGCAGCCAGCUUCUAACAUCGGCGAAGAAAGUGACAAUGCUAAGGAGAAUACUGAUCCGAAGCAGGUUUUUGAACAAGUUGAAAUUGAGUAUGUACCAGAGAAGGUAGACCUAUACGAAGGCAUGGAUGAAGAAUUUAGAAAAAUAUUUGAGAAAUUUAGUUUCACUGAAGUCGCUGCAUCAGAGGAAACUGAUAAGAAGGAUGUGGCGGAGGAAACUGCAGCUACUAAAAAGAAAGCUAAUUCCGAUUCUGAUUAUGAGGAUGAAGAAAAUGAUAAUGAGCAAAAAGAAAAAGGCGUAUCAAACAAGAAGAAAAAGCUUCAACGAAGAAUGAAGAUUGCUGAACUGAAACAAGUUAGCUCAAGACCUGAUGUUGUUGAGGUUUGGGAUGCUACUGCAGCAGAUCCUAAGUUGCUGGUGUUUUUGAAAUCUUAUCGUAACACUGUACCUGUACCUAGGCAUUGGUCACAAAAGAGAAAAUUUUUGCAGGGGAAACGAGGUAUUGAGAAACAACCUUUUCAACUUCCUGAUUUCAUUGCUGCCACUGGUAUUGAGAAAAUCAGACAGGCUUAUAUUGAGAAAGAGGACAGUAAGAAGUUGAAGCAAAAGCAAAGGGAACGUAUGCAACCAAAAAUGGGAAAAAUGGAUAUAGAUUAUCAGGUCCUUCACGAUGCAUUUUUUAAGUACCAAACAAAGCCAAAGCUGACAUCCCUUGGGGAAUUGUAUCACGAAGGAAAAGAAUUUGAGGUAAAGUUGAGGGAGAUGAAACCUGGUAUGUUAUCACACGACUUGAAAGAAGCUCUUGGUAUGCCUGAGGGCGCUCCUCCUCCAUGGCUUAUUAAUAUGCAGAGAUAUGGUCCUCCACCAUCUUACCCUCAGCUGAAGAUCCCAGGACUGAAUGCUCCCAUACCCGCUGGAGCUAGCUUCGGUUAUCAUCCUGGUGGAUGGGGCAAGCCUCCUGUCGACGAAUAUGGACGCCCACUGUAUGGAGAUGUUUUUGGUGUUCAACAACAAGAUCAGCCUAACUAUGAGGAAGAGCCAGUUGAUAAGACCAAACACUGGGGUGAUUUGGAGGAGGAGGAGGAGGAGGAAGAAGAGGAAGAAGAAGAGGAGGAGGAGGAGGAAGAAGGAAUGGAAGAGGAGUACUUUGAAGAUGGUGUUAAGUCUGUUGAUAGUCUAUCAAGCACUCCCACCGGAGUGGAGACACCUGAUGUUAUUGACCUACGGAAGCAACAGAGAAAUAAGGAGCCUGAGAGGCCUCUUUAUCAAGUGCUUGAAGAGAAAGAAGAAAAAAUUGGUGCAGGAUCUUUACUUGUACCCGGACACACUUAUGUGGUUGGCACUGGCGGCACCCAGGAUAAAUCGGGUGCUAAAAGGGUCGACCUUCUUAAAGGUCAGAAGUCCGAUAAAGUGGACGUCACUUUACUGCCGGAAGAGUUGGAAGCCAUGGAAAAUGUUCUGCAGGCCAGGUAUGAGGAAGCUAGGGAGGAAGAGAAGUUGCGUAGUCAGCGAGAAGAUUUCAGUGACAUGGUUGCAGAGAAUGAGAAGAAAAGAAAAAGAAAGAUGCAAGAAAAGGACGGCAAAUCGAAGAAGAAGGACUUUAAGUUUGUUUUCUUUUGGUGGGUGUAGUAAUUCUCAGCUUGUCCUUCUCGCAUUGCGUGACUAGAGCACCUGUUUAACUCAUCUGUUAUCUGUAAUGUAUUACAUAUUAUUGCCUGAAAGUAGUUAUCACUGUUUCGGGCAGGAGUGGACGAUAAGUAAAUGAAAAUAAUACAAUGAAAACACUAAUCAGAACAUGUGGUAAAAACUACCUUGUAUUUACGCUGUCACACAA
Messenger RNA from Medicago truncatula (barrel medic), 2092 nucleotides. RefSeq names its product splicing factor 3B subunit 2. Bases 151 to 1887 code for a protein of 578 amino acids. Gene Ontology annotation, cellular component: nucleus. Lineage: Eukaryota; Viridiplantae; Streptophyta; Magnoliopsida; Fabales; Fabaceae. The transcript is spliced from 18 exons. The record is from RefSeq and is a predicted model, not a curated record.